AUGACUCACACGAUUAACACCGCAACUUGAUUUAUGGUGCGCCCAAAACGACUUGAUCUGUGGGGUGCCUUAUCCCGGAGGGGCGCCCAUAAUGACAUGGUUGGUGGGGCGCCUUAUAAUGACAAUAUAUGAUUUUUGGGCCGCCCAUAAUGCAUAGUGCCGAGUAACAUUGGUUGGGCGCCCAUGACUUGAUCAUAGGCGCCCAUAAAUUAAUUGGCGGGGCGCCCAUAAUGCCGAGGGAGAUUGGUUAGGCGCCUACGAAUGAAUUGGGCGCCCAAAACUGCGUGAUAAUCUUCAAAAUUCAAACAAAUCGCACUCUAAUUAGGCAUGUUAAAGUCUUAUUCAUUCCUACAAAUUUUUAUAAUGUUCAUAUCAAAAUAUCAUAUUACACCAAUAUCGGAAAUUCAGCCUCAAAAUUGAAAUUCUCCGUUAUUUUCAGGUGCAAACCCUGUUUUCCAAAAUGUUCUUGGGGGAGAGCACCCUAGACCCUUCGCCGAAGGGAUGCGUAUCCACGGUACCAUUCGCCGUGGACCGUCAAGUGUAGGUACAUCUGCGCCGCCUUUGCCCCCCCCCCCCCAGUCAACAAUUUGGGUAUAGCUACGGGCCUGGCUGUCCCUUUUCAUCUAAAUUACAAAACGGCAUAGCCCUGCAUUUUGAGCCGAAACGAGGUUAAAUUGCACUGUUUAAUAUAAACAGUUCAGUGAGUCGUCCCGGAUAUCAGGCCCUAAAAUCUAUAAAUAACUUUAAUGUCAUAAAUAUGCAUAUGUGUUCAACGCUCAUCGAGGUAAAUGACUACUGGAUGUAAUGGAACUCAAAUAAAUAGCCUUCAUUGUUUUGGUAGCCAUCCCAACACAAUAGUUCGAAGACCGAUUAAGUUCUUGUGUUCUCCACCGCGUCCAUCAUAGCGUAUUACACGACCAAGGCAAGUAAGUUUGUUUUCUUUUGUUGAAGAACGAUUAAAUGCUCGUCUUCUCCACUGUUUCGACGACGGUGAGAAAGGUUUUUUGGGGGGGGGUUUUUGUUUUUUUUGCAGAACGAUUAAGUGCUCGUCCAUUGUCGCAUUACACGACAAAGGUAAGCUAGUUCCAUCUAGUCCAUCCUCACAUUACACAACAAAACUAAGUACGAUUCUUUUUUACAGAACGAUUUAGUUCAUAAUACGGCGACGGUAGUUCUGCAAUAAUUUCUUCUUGUGUACAUCAAUAAUGAUUCUGACAAUCAUCAGGGUUAUAAAAAGGAUAAUGGUAACGAUGAAAAUGACUAUUAAACAUUUGAGGACAAGAUGGUUGGCAAUGACAUUAGCGAUUAUGUAUAUGUACCCUCUUUUAUUACUUCUUCAUAUGUCCAUAAUAUUAUGUAUUGCAAGUUAAAUUUGUUAUAAACAACAAUAACAUAAUAUAAACCAGGAGCUUAAAAAUAAUUCACGAUCUGCUAUCUUUCUUUCAGAAGAAUAGAUUUCUGGUGUUUAGCUAAGAAAUGAUGAUGAUGUCUGUAUGUAGAUGUAUCGAUUUGUUUAGAUUGCGGACUCCCUUGAAAUUGAUGUCCAGAUGGUCGUCCUACAAUGUGAUGAAUCCAGGUGGACAGGGGACAUCAUACGGCGACGUUCAGAGAGGAAAUCAAACGUUUUGUGGUAACGCUAAAGACGAGAUACUCAAAAUAGUUGAAAAUCUAAUUAGCAAACCUCAUCUAGAAAAUGAACCAUUUACUGUAGCAGAAUAUGGUGCCGCCGAUGGCUCGAUUUCAAUGGAAUUUAUGACUGAUAUAAUUAGAAAUAUACCUAAUGCCAGAUCAUAUCUUUUGGAUCAUGAAAAUGUUUAUGUCACAUCUGCAAGAACCAGUUUUUACGAACAAUGUUUUCCUUCCAAUUCUGUGGAUCUAGCACUCUCUUUUACAGCAACCCAAUGGCUAUCGAAACCGGUGUAUCCUAAUUAUACUCUUGACGCCGCAUCCAAACUAGCAGCCGAUGACUGGACACUCUUCCUCAAAAAUAGAACCAAAGAAUUGAAACCAGGUGGUUUGGGUGUCUUCUCAACUCUAGGGGGAAGAGAUGCUACUCCGGGAGAACCAGUCUGUAUAGCUUUUCAGGAUGGAUUGAAUGAAGUUGGUAAAAUUUGGAACGAUUUAUUUGAUCGUGGUGUUAUUACAAAGUCUGACUUAGAUAAAGGUACAAUCGCUAUCUGCUUUAGAAGCCCAUGUGAGCUAAAACAACCUAUCAACGAUUCCAAAGAGUUAAUGAAUAUGGGUCUUAAAGUGAAAGUUAAAUCGGACGCGAUUCCUUGUUUUUAUGUCACAGAAUGGAAGCAAAAGUUAGAGCAAGGUAGCAAUGACUGGGACAGUUUUGCUCGAGGUAUGACAAAAUAUUUAAAAAUACCUGCCUAUAAUACGUUCUGUGGAGCACUGGGUAGCGAGCGAAGCGAGGAACAGAAAUCACAGAUUUUUGAAUCAGUUUUUGAAGGAAUGGAGAAGUGGUUUUUAUCCAAAUAUCCCGGGGAUAUGAAUCCCUAUUGUUUUUACACAAGUACGUAUGUUCAAAAGGAAUAAACAGUAGCGACGCCGACAAUAUGCCGGUGCAACUACAUCGUCCUCUUUCGGUUACGCAAUGUAACCCAGAAUUUAUUAGCAUGACAUCCUUCCUGUAAUCACCUAGAACAUGACAUUCAUUUUACUGCUACUACUACUAUACAGAGUUAUUCAGCAUCAAAUGCUCGUUUUCGUGGUAUGUAAU
Messenger RNA from Patella vulgata (common limpet), 2725 nucleotides. RefSeq lists its product as uncharacterized. NCBI's taxonomy places the organism in Eukaryota, Metazoa, Mollusca, Gastropoda, Patellidae. Gene Ontology annotation, molecular function: S-adenosylmethionine-dependent methyltransferase activity. Gene Ontology annotation, biological process: methylation. The coding region runs from base 1477 to 2541 and encodes 354 amino acids. The record is from RefSeq and is a predicted model, not a curated record. The transcript has 8 exons.